AUGACCGCACGAUCCUCGUUCCUCAUUGUCGGCGCGGGUCCUGCAGGCGCUGCUCUGGCUUGCUUCCUUGCUAGCUAUGGGCUGAAGGGUAUCAUGAUUAGCGCUGCUCCCGGGACAGCCAACACACCAAGGGCGCACAUUAUGAACAUGGCAGCAUUAGAAUGCCUUCGAGACAUUGGACUUGACAAAGAGAUGCUAAGGGUUGCAUCUGAUGGCGACAGUAUGGUCCACACUCGGUGGUGCCACAGCAUGGCGGGCGAGGAGUACGCACGGAUUCACUCUUGGGGCCAUGGACCGACUAGAAAGGGUGAAUACGAAAUGGCCAGUCCCUGUGACCCUGUUGAUCUGCCCCAGACCGAGCUCGAGCCGAUACUUGUCCGCAGUGCGACCCUCGGCGGGUUCAAGACGCGGUUCGACACAACCCUGCUUCGUUUUGAUGGCGGCCUAGAAGGCGAUGGUCCCAUCACUGCCACGGUCAAGGACAACAUCUCUGGCCAAGAGUAUCAGAUUCGCACCAAGUACUUGUUCGGAGCCGACGGUGCCCGGAGCCAGGUCAUCAAGCAGCUGGAUCUGCCCCUUUCAGCCAAGCCAGGCCAAGGGAUGGCCAUCAAUGUGCUGGUCAGGGCAGACUUGUCACACUUGAUCAAGCACCGGAGGGGCAACCUGCACUGGGUGGUGCAGCCCGACCGCGAGCACCCGGCGUUCGGCUGGCAGGGCAUCGUGCGCAUGGUCAAGCCAUGGGACGAAUGGAUGUUCAUCCUGCUACCGAAUCCGGACUGUGACAUCCACAUUCAGCCUUCCGAGGAGGAAUACCUCAAGAGGGUCAGAGAUUUCAUUGGCGAUGACACACCAGCGGAGAUUGUCAAUGUCUCGAGGUGGUUCAUAAACGAGAUUGUUGCAGAAGAAUAUUCUCGGGGAAACGUCUUUUGCCUCGGCGAUGCGGUCCACCGACACCCACCGAUGAACGGGCUGGGCUCCAACACAUGCAUCCAGGACGCCUUCAAUCUGGCGUGGAAGAUUGCCUUUGUCGAGCGAGGAAUGGCGCCCAAGGAAUUACUAUCUACAUUCAGCACCGAGAGGCAGCCUGUUGGCCGCUCCAUCACUGAGCGGGCAAAUAACGGAUUCCGAGACCAUUUCAGGGUGUGGGACGCGAUGGGAACCAUACCACAAGACGUGGAAGCCCGCAAAAAGAGAUUUGCGGAACUACAGGCGCCAACACCCGAAGGACGAGCACGGCGCCGGGCUUUCCAGGACGCGAUUGAGGGCACGUCUCACGAGUUCCACGGCCUUGGGGCGGAGAUGGGGCAGCUAUACAGUGGCCCAGGGAUAAUCACGGCCGACGAGCCGGAGCCGUACAAACGGAGCGGCCGUGCCGCCGAGGACGACGUGCUCUACUACCAGCCCAGCACAUACCCCGGAUGCCGCUUGCCCCAUGCCUGGUUGAACAAGGCGAUUCCUGGGGAGGCCAAAUCCACCAUUGACCUAGCCGGCCAUGGCGCCUUCACCCUGCUCACGGGCAUUGGUGGUGAGGCCUGGCGACCCGCCGCUGAACACGUCUCCAAGCAACUUGGCGUGCCAAUCAGCGUGCACUCGAUCGGGUUCCGACAAGAUUGGGAAGACGUCUACUUUGAUUGGGACCGGCUGCGGGGCGUCGAGGAGUCCGGUGCUGUGCUGGUCCGCCCAGAUCGCUUCGUUGCUUGGCGAGCAGCCACGGUGCUGAGCAGCCCGGAGGCGUGUGAGACCAAGCUGUCUCAAGUCAUGCGUGCCGCCCUCGGCCACGCUGAUGCAUAA
Molecule: messenger RNA, 1791 nt
Organism: Trichoderma virens Gv29-8
Lineage: Eukaryota; Fungi; Ascomycota; Sordariomycetes; Hypocreales; Hypocreaceae
Exons: 6
Coding region: 1-1791 (596 amino acids)
Molecular function (GO): FAD binding
Source: RefSeq, a predicted model, not a curated record